Capsella rubella is the source of this 2928-nucleotide messenger RNA. RefSeq names its product receptor-like protein kinase At5g59670. The record is from RefSeq and is a predicted model, not a curated record. Gene Ontology annotation, molecular function: protein kinase activity; ATP binding; protein binding. NCBI's taxonomy places the organism in Eukaryota, Viridiplantae, Streptophyta, Magnoliopsida, Brassicales, Brassicaceae. Gene Ontology annotation, biological process: protein phosphorylation. The transcript is spliced from 13 exons. Bases 144 to 2771 code for a protein of 875 amino acids.
UCAUCUUACAACCAUAUCCCUAACAAAAGACAUUGACUUGACGAACUCUUUCUGUUAAGCUUAUAUAUAUAUUCUCUGUUUAUCUUCCACAGAGUAUACAGACAGUAGUCUUCGUUAUUUUUCCUUGGGAAGUGAGAGAGAGUAUGGAGAGAUCUCUAAGGCUUUUGUUAGUAAUAAUUGCAAAAUUGGCCAUAAUUCACCUUGUUCAAGCUCAGAACCAACAAGGGUUUAUUAGUUUGGACUGCGGACUACCCGCAGAAUUCCCUCCUUAUAAUGAUCAGAAAUACGGAAUACAGUACUCUUCGGACGCAGCAUUCAUCCAGAGUGGAAAAAUUGGUCAAAUCCAGGCAGAUCUGGAGAAAACUUACCGGAAGCAGGCAACAACGCUGAGAUACUUUCCAGAUGGAAUACGAAACUGUUACAAUCUAAAUGCUGAGAAGGGAAGAAGUCAUCUGAUCAGAGCUAGGUUUGUAUAUGGAAAUUAUGAUGGUCGUAACACUAUCCCCAAGUUUGAUCUGUAUCUUGGACCUAAUCUAUGGGCCUCGAUAGAUUUGAAUGGAAAUCGUUCACGGGAAGAGAUCGUGCACAUCCCAACAUCAAACUCGUUGAAGAUUUGUCUUGUUAAGACUGGGAAAACUACACCAAUCAUCUCGACCUUGGAAAUCCGUCCCUUGGGACCCGAGACUUAUAUCACCGAGCCCGGUUCUCUCACUUCUUUGAAACUGUACUCUCGAUAUUAUCUUAACAAAUCCGAGAAUGCUACUACAUUAAGGUACCCGGACGAUGCCUAUGAUCGACGAUGGCGUCCGCAUUUUCAGUCGGAGUGGACGCAAGUAUCCACCACUAGCAAUGUUGACAAUUCCAACGGUUAUGAUCCACCAAAAGCCGCACUUUUAUCUGCCGCCAUACCUACUAAUGCCAGUGAGCCAUUGACGAUUACAUGGGAGGACACAUAUAAUGACCAAUAUUACGUGUAUACGCACCUUUCGGAGAUCCAAGAGUUGCAGGCGAACGAAAAUAGGGAAUUCAUCGAGUUAUGGAAUGGAGAAAUUACAUCGUCUAAACCUGAAGUUCCUCCCAAGUUAGAAAUAUAUACGACCUACCCUGAGUCUCCAAUGACCUGUGAGGAACAAAUCUGUAGUUUUCAGCUGAUAAGAACCAGCCAAUCAACUCUUCCGCCUCUACUUAACGCUAUUGAGGUCUACACUGUUGUCAAUUUUACGCACUCCGAAACAAUCGAAAACGAUGUGAUGGCUAUAAACAGUAUCAAAGACGCCUAUGGAUUGAAUAGGAUCAACUGGCAAGGUGAUCCAUGUGUCCCUCACCACCUUAUUUGGGAUGGUUUAAGCUGCAGCUACACAAAUAUCUCCACACCACCAAGAAUUACUUCUUUAAAUUUGUCUUCGACUGGUUUAACUGGAACCAUAGCAGCUGCCAUACAAAAUCUUACGCAACUUGAAAAACUGGAUUUGUCAAAUAAUAAUUUGAGUGGAGGAGUGCCGGAGUUCCUAGGCAAUAUAGAAUCGUUGACGGUCAUAAACUUACGCGGAAACAAUCUUUAUGGUUCAAUUCCUCAAUCUCUUCAAAAGAAAGGGCUAGAGCUAUCCGUUGAAGGAAACCCAAGGCUUUGUGUCUCUGACUCAUGUAAAAAGAAAUUUCCUUUGGCAAUUGUUGCAUCAGUUGCUGUUGCAAUCAUUGGCAUUGCUAUACUAGUUCUUUUUCUUGUACUCAGAAAGAAAAAGUCAAUAGUUGAAGAAGUUCACCUGCCACGGAUGAGAUCAUCAGUGAAUGCUACAUUUGCUAAUAAGAACAGCAGAAGGUUCACAUAUUCAGAAGUUAUCAAAAUGACAAAUAACUUCCAAAGAGUUUUAGGUAAAGGAGGGUUCGGCAUGGUGUAUCACGGUUCGGUAAAUGGCUCUGAACAAGUUGCAGUUAAACUUCUCUCUCAAUCUUCAACUCAAGGCUAUAAGGAGUUCAAAGCAGAGGUUGAUCUUCUUCUGAGAGUGCACCAUACAAAUUUGCUGAGCCUCGUUGGAUAUUGUUAUGAAGGAGAUAAUUUGGCCCUCAUCUAUGAGUUUCUGCCCAAUGGAGACUUAAAACAACAUUUGUCAGGCAAAGGAGGUGGAUCCAUUAUCAGCUGGAGUACUCGACUACGAGUAGCUUUAGAAGCAGCACAAGGUUUGGAGUACUUACAUAUUGGAUGCAAACCGCCGAUGGUUCAUAGAGAUGUCAAAACCGCCAACAUUUUGCUAGACGAGAGUUUUAAGGCCAAACUCUCUGAUUUUGGACUCUCAAGAUCUUUCCAAUGUGGAGGAGGCGAAUAUCAAGAUGCAACCGCAAUUGCUGGUACUCUUGGAUACCUUGAUCCCGAAUAUAACCAUUCAGGUCGAUUGGAUGAGAAGAGUGAUGUCUACAGUUUCGGGAUCGUUUUAUUGGAGAUGAUCACAAACCAACCCGUGAUUAAUCAAACCCCUGAAAAAUCUCACAUAACACAAUGGGUUGGGUUUCAGAUUAACGGAGGUGAUAUUCUUCAGAUUAUGGAUCCGAACCUUGGCAAGGAUUAUGAUAUUAACUCUGCUUGGAGAGCUCUUGAACUGGCAAUGUCAUGCGUGAAUCCUUCUUCCUCAAAACGACCAUCCAUGUCUCAGGUUAUUAGCGAGCUUAAAGAGUGUAUUGUGUGUGAAAACUCAGGGAUAAGUGCGAAUCGAGGCUUGGAAUCUCAAGAAAUGGACGUUGGCUUGGAAACUACGGUGGUUCCCAUGGCAAGAUAGUUCUGACUUCUGAGUGUUGUUACUUGUGGUAUUAAUAAGUAAUCAAUACUUAAACUAGUUACAUAUUAAGCAAAACUUGUAAACUAGUUAAAGAGUAUUGAUUUAAGUGUGUAACUCUGUAUGGUCUUAUAGAUAAACUCGACGUCAACAAAUUUCA